GCAACAAGGGUUAAAUAACAGAGGGGUCGGUGCGUUCUUAGUGCACACAGUAAAUUCAAAUUGGCCWUUGGUGUAAUGGAGGCUCGAUGGAGCGUUAGAACUCACAAGGUUUACGYAUUACAUCUCUAGGGAUAUUUUCUACACGAACAAAGAGCAAACCACAGGCUGAGGAUUUAACACCGAAUUAAGGCGAGUGUUUUGGGAGAGAAAUCAAUUAGAUUAACAAUGGUCGCGUUCCCGUUGAAUGAAAGCUAAAUCAACAGCACGUCACAAGUCGAUAUGGCCGAUAAUGGCGCACCCCAUGUUACCCGUGCGACAUUCUUCCGUAAUGGCGAUCCAAACUUCAAAGGCAAGAUGAUGGUUGUUAACCCGAGAUAUUAUCGUAACUUCGAGUCUUUUCUAGACACAGUUACAUCGAGCACUCGAUCUACAAACGCCGUCACAAGGAUAUGCACUCCGCAUGGAAGGAACUUUGUCCACAGCGUAGAGAACUUCCAAAAUGGCGGGAAUUAUGUGGUUCUAGGGAGAGAACGUUUUAAGAGGUUGAACUACGGAGAAGAAAGGAAUAAAAACACUGUAACUCGUCUUCCGCCGAUUUUAAGAAACCAAAUGCCUUCGUCUGGAAGAUAUCGAAAAGUUUAUGAAGGUGAGAAGCAAGCUUUGAAGAGAAUAUACGUGUACCGUAAUGGCGAUAGCAGGACACCACCUAGGAUGAUCCUACUGAAGAAACGAAACCUCGCGGACAUGGAACUUGUACUGUCGGCGCUUCAAGAGAGCAGAAUAAACUUUGAUUUUGCAAUUUCAAAACUGUUUACUUUAAAAGGUAAACAGAUUCAUAGCUGUGAUGAGAUUUUGCAUGACGGAAGAUAUGUGGCGACGCAAAGGGGUAGUCGCUUCAAACCUAUAAACUACGAAGGGAUCUCGAACUUCAGUCCUCGAAGUGUAGUGAAUAUAACUCGUUUUACAAAAUUGCCGCCCAUCGCAAGUCGAAUUAAUCCUUCAAAAAUCAGCAAUUCUCCUCGAAAGCCAGCUCCAUCACUUCCAAACAAUCUUGGUCCAUCAAACCAAACUAAACGAACUGACAAAAAACAAGUUGAAAAACGUGAGAAAAAGCGCACACAACCGAUGCCUGCGCAAGAUUCUAUCAUAAGUCCAUUUGAAGAUCAAGAUCUAACGCGUGAGAGUUUUUCCCAUGUAAGUCUGUCAGUUACCCCGCCACCGCUUGACGAAUCGCCGGAUUUUACUCUGUCAGAAAACAUUGGAAAAGAAAAUGAGCCUUCAGCAGAGACUGUCAAUAAAAGUGCCUCGCCGGAACUUGCAGUUCCAUCUAAUCUUGAUAACCUCCCCGAUGAUCAGCAAGAAGAUAUAGGCCUGCAGUUAUACAAUGCCAGCGGUAUGCAGAGUGAAUGGGGAGACAUGGUCGUUGACAGUAAAAGCGCUGUCACGGACAAGCCAAUCGAUGAUGUUCCGGCUGAGGAAGUUAACGACGAAGAAGUCACGGAAAAUGACGAAGGCUCUCGAGAAAAAACGAAGACUCCCGAACCUGAUUUGGACAUAGAAGACGAAACAGCAGAAAAUGAAGAGAACGGUAGAAGUCAAAGCGUGGAAGAAGUUAUUAACAUUGAACAGCCAAGCAAACAAGAAAAUACGGAAGAAAACCAAAAAGAAGAUGAAAUAGCUGCAACUGCGAGCAGACUUGUUGAAAGGAUUCUACAAGAAGAGGAGAAUGAGCAGACUACUGCCAUCAACGACGAAAUAGAGGAACAACAAAGCAAACAUGAAGAACCAGACAACACCGAGAAAGAAGAAAUCGCGCAAAGCCCGCAACCUUCUAUGGCAAGUAGUCAAGAGGACCUCAAUAGUGAAGAUGAAGUCCAGUCCUCACAGGAGGACGAACAAACUGAUGAUGAUGAUGAUGAUGAGAAGGAUGAUGACGAAAAUGAUAAUGAUGAAGAAAAAAAUGAUGACAAAGACAGCAAAAAUAACACCACGCAGCCACAGAGCGAAAAGGAAGAAAGCGAAGCAGAAGAACCAGCCACCAAAGAAAACCGAACCAACAAGAAAGUAGAACAAGAAAGAUCAGAUCCUUCAGCGGUUAAAAAGAACCCAGUUAAGCAAGAUCAUGCCAAAGGCAGACGAAGAGAAAAGAGAGUUGACAACAAAGCCUAAAGAAAGACUUACGAAUACUGAGAACAACAUCAUGAAGUGCAACCCGACAGAGCUCUUCUAAGCCAUCAUGGCCGUACAUGUAUGAAUCAAGGCAGUGAAAAGAAUAUAUUAUAUAAAGUAUGACAAUAACACAGUAUGAUCGCUUUAUCUACCGAACUAUAAGGUAACCAUUAAUCUAGCAAAGUAGGCUGUUGGUACAGAUCAAUUUACAUUCGUAUAACAAUGGUCCGCCAGGCAGUAGCGUGGGAUGAAGAUCAGUGUUUCUCAUUUUCGAGCAGAUGUCAUUUUAAGCUUAUCUAUUUUUAGUUUUUCAUCUCGAAUACUUUUGAUAAACUACGGAAAAAUCAAUGUUAAUUUGGUUUUAUUAUCCUAUAACUGUUCAGGACAACAAAUAGCUUUUGGUGCUUGUUGUCACAAGACGAUAUUCAUAACGUUUUUUUCGUUUCCUAUGGUUGAAAAGUAAAGCGUCUAAAGAGGCUCGUUUUCCUAUCAGCUUGUUUGGGUGUCCGGCCUACUGUACCCUAGUUGUUAAUGGCUUUCAGUCCAAUCUCUAGUUGUUAAGGGCACAGGAAUCCCAGCAUCGAAACAGGCUCCGAAGGGAUGUAGCUGUCACAGAAUUAGACUACGAACUGAGCUUAGUGCUCCACCAGUAGCAGAAUGGUUAGAAUGACUUAUUUUUAAUAGUAAGCAAGUAGAAAGAUGCGACUUUUUAACACACUAGUCAAUCGAGAAUCAAGUUAAUGAACAGUCUACUAUAAACAAGCUUAAGUUUAUACUAUAAAACAGUGCAUAACAUUAAUAAUUCGAUACGCAUUUCAUAAAAAUCACAAAAAAAUAUUUAACCCAUUACGUCUUUUAAAAUAAGCAUAAAAUGAUUUAUAUGAAAAACUAUACGUUAUCAAAACAUAUAUCACAGAGGGGGUGGGAUAGGAUGACAAGUAUUGGGUUGGGUUUUAAUGGGGCAGUCUGGGUUGGAGAAGACUGAUAUGUUGAGCUGGAAUACAUUAACUGCUAUAUUGUAGAUAAUUUUAACUUCGCGACGCCUUCCCAUAACUGUCACAUACAGAACAACCAUUCUAUUUACCACUGUCAUGAGAUGAUUCUGUAGUUAAUGAUUUUAUUAAAAUGUAAAUAGUCAAUCAAAUUUAUUAUCAAUUCAUACACAGCCGAUAUAUAUAUUUACGUUAAGGCAGUUAUUUUGUCAAAUAAAGGACUCGAUAUUACAUGAAACAUCGGUUUAGAAGUUUGAUUUAUCAAAUGGAUCGUCCCUCUUAGCCUCGCCCCAGGCUACAAUCCUCUCAAGCAUGACGUCACAUGCAAUAAAUGACCCAGUCUUCCACAUCUCGAAGCGCCCGCCAUAGCGUAGAGACGAGAUAUAGGUCCGUCUAAUAUAGUAUAUUACGUUGAACCUCAAUGAUAGUUUUUAUAUACUGCUAAAAAUGAACGGACAUGUUGAAACGCGCGCCCGUGCUUACCUCGUUCCCAGGAGCUCCCUGCUCGCUCCAUUU
Messenger RNA from Exaiptasia diaphana, 3677 nucleotides. RefSeq names its product doublecortin domain-containing protein 2. Bases 280 to 2169 code for a protein of 629 amino acids. Gene Ontology annotation, biological process: intracellular signal transduction. The transcript has 2 exons. Gene Ontology annotation, cellular component: microtubule; microtubule organizing center. NCBI's taxonomy places the organism in Eukaryota, Metazoa, Cnidaria, Anthozoa, Actiniaria, Aiptasiidae. The record is from RefSeq and is a predicted model, not a curated record.